Parathielavia appendiculata is the source of this 1770-nucleotide messenger RNA. RefSeq lists its product as uncharacterized. The record is from RefSeq and is a predicted model, not a curated record. Lineage: Eukaryota; Fungi; Ascomycota; Sordariomycetes; Sordariales; Chaetomiaceae. The coding region runs from base 133 to 1770 and encodes 545 amino acids. The transcript has 10 exons.
GCCUUGGCAGUACCCGUAGCCGGGCACUCCGUGCUGCGCUCAUGGCCCAAGAUUUGCAGGUGCCUCGUUCAUCCAAUCUUAAAAUACGGAUACGUGAUAUUGGCUGGGCAAGCAUACGGACAGAAAUUAUACAUGUAUGUUUCCGUAAUGUUGCCCUAUCUGAUCUUGCUGUGCCGCGUUGCUGCAACGGCCGCCGGAGAUCGGUUUGAGCAUCUCUCCUUGUAUGAGUACCGCACGGACAAAGCUCAUUUGAUAUGUUUCCGGCACAAACUUCCCUUCUUCACACACCUGGGCCAGGUCGGCAAGACUGGCGAUCGCAGGAUUGCCAAGACUCUUCCGCACGGGCAUCCUCAUCAUGAGCUCCAACCAACUCUGUGGCACCGAAGCAUGGCGGUGCUGUGUUAUGUAUCGCCGGCAAAGAUGGUGCUGAGACGAAGGGAGCAUGAGAUGGAGCAACUCAGGUCAGGAGUCUCCCCUUACUCGGCAAGUCUUGCCAUCGGCCAGGACGAACCUUUCUUUACCCACCAACGUACAAUAUACAUCUGGGCGAGCAAAAACAAGGUACAGCAAAUCAAUAGUGUCCUCGAGGAGCAACUUUACGAAGAGUUCUAUUCGUCGCUUCGACCCGCCUCAUGCAUGAUGUUUUUCGCCGAGGCUGUCAGCACAAUAGGACUCCAAUCAAGCUCCCCUUACAAAAUCCUUGGCGCCUGCUUGGGCAACUUCAACCACAAGAUAACAUGGCUGCAUGAUUCUUGGAGAAAGAUUUCAGCUAUGCUGCGUAACAUGUCCCCACCGCCUAGCACCUCGGCGAUCGCCCUGUCCAUGAAAAUUGGACAUCAUGUGAGAUAUCUCGUCAUAAAGCCCGGCACUUUCGACAGAAAUGCGCUCUCGUUCCCCCUCGGUUUCCUGCCGCCGCUUCCCUACGAGGCAGAGUGGACCGUGGCGCACAUCUCACGAGACGCAACGGACGGCAACUUGAGAACCUCCUUUUCGAACCGAGCACUCGCUGGCGUCAAUUGCCGGUGGCACAACCUCUUGAUCGACUACCUGGGCCUGGAGAAGAGCAAGCAGUUCACAGCAACAGCCUUUGAAGCUACCGUCCCACCCGGCGUUCUUCCUCUUGGCCAGACAACCCGGGCUGCCGUGACCGCCAAGAUAGCUCGCUUUGAAUGGGAGGUGCCUCGCAUAGAGCAGGAAACCAAGGCGUAUCAGCUUCUAGAGGGUUCCGUACUAGCGCCACGCUUCCUCGCUCAUGUUCACGAGAAAGGGCGUGUAAUUGGUUUCCUUCUGGAAAAACUCGAGGGACGCCCUGCUUCCGCGCCGGACCUGAGCGCCUUCCAGGCUGCCGGAGAGAAGCUCCAUGGGCUGGGACGUUUGCAUGGGGCCAUGAACCGAUACAACAACGAUGUCAAGUUGAUUAUCGCCUUUGAACGGCUCCAGCAGGAUGCAAGUCCCGAGGCUUUAGGAAAGAACUGGAGCAUCUCCGCUCUGAACUGGCUGACGAGUCAGAACGUGGCAGGGGGUUCAUAUUCCGGGACAGCUGCGACUGAUGCCAGAGACGCGUGGAUCUUGUGUGGUCCCAUAUGUUGGAAUUGCCGCUAUUAUCUGGAUGGCAGCACCACGCUUCCCGCUAGCUUAUGGCUGGUUGCUCUCUUCUUCCUCAAUGCUAUCACGCACCGGUUUCUUGACUCCCCAAACGGCAGGUUAUUGUUGUGUAAGAGUCGGUCCAGCCUCACGAAUCUGUUGCUCCGAAACAAGCCGAACACUUGA